Messenger RNA from Fundulus heteroclitus (mummichog), 6153 nucleotides. It is a transcript of the gene pdzd8, whose product is annotated as PDZ domain containing 8. Gene Ontology annotation, cellular component: mitochondria-associated endoplasmic reticulum membrane contact site. The transcript has 5 exons. Gene Ontology annotation, biological process: mitochondrial calcium ion homeostasis. Lineage: Eukaryota; Metazoa; Chordata; Actinopteri; Cyprinodontiformes; Fundulidae. Gene Ontology annotation, molecular function: protein binding; lipid binding. Bases 705 to 4328 code for a protein of 1207 amino acids. The record is from RefSeq and is a predicted model, not a curated record.
AGCAAGUAGGGAUAGAAUGUAGAAACAAAACAGAAGCACAACAUCAUCAUAUUUUAGAUGAGCCCAGCGCAGGGAAAUCGACAUAUAUACGGCUACAUGAUGAGUUUUCCGGAUUUCAAUUUGCCACAUGUAAGAAACACACAUACAUAGGGUGUGACUUUGGAAGGAGAGAACCCACGCAGACAAAUACAAACUCCUCCUAAAAAGAGCUUGGUCGGGGUUCAAACCCAAGACCCUGUUAAACAAUAAUUAAUAUUUGUUCAAAUAAACAAAUGUUAAAGGAAAUGAAUGUGGUUCUAACUAUUCUUUUGAUGGAUAAAUUGCUCACAGUUCUCCAUGUGUUUUUUCUUUUUUUAAAUCGGCUUAGUUAUUAUGUAUGGCAUGCUGCAAUUCAGUCACGGUUUGCUUUUUAAUUUGUCUUCUAUUUAAUUUAGGUCUAUAUUUUUGACACUCUUCCAGCAUAAACAGGCUUUCCUAUAGGAUGUGUGUAAAAUCCGAUUUAUCUUGAACGCGUCAACUGCUUUCGUCAUUACGCAUAAGACGUCAGCUAGUUGUCCAAUCAGGUGCGGGGCUCCUAGCUCAGGAAAGAAGCAGAUGAUAUGGCAGCUUGAAAGCGACCAGGUGGAACUUGCUUCGUUGACACGAUUAAAUGUUUGUCUAACGCAUUUGACUCAGACAGACAGCAGUGGAAGCGACGGCUCGAAAUGAUUUACUUAAUACUGAUCUCUGCGUUUUGUGGAGCGGUCGUUACGCUGAUGCUACAGUUCUUGCUGCUAUACAGGAGAAAUCCAGAGCCCUUAGGUAGGAUCGUUCAGUAUGUCAAAGUAGUACCCGAUAACGCACUAAAAGAUUACUUAAAUGCCCCUCAGGCCGAACCGAGCCAGCAGGACAGCGGUGCAGCUGCUGCAUCCAAACCGCUGGAGGCCACCCUCAGCCGGCAGCAGGAAGCGGCUGUCACCGGCGGCAGCCCCAAACAACAACAGCAGCAGCCGCCGCCUUUCCACAGCGAACUCAUAGAUGCUGGCAAAACGGAAACAUGCAAUUUCCUUAAUGCGAUCUUCUUGUUUCUGUUCAGAGAGCUUAGAGAUACUCAUGUGGUCCGGCACUGGAUGACCAAAAAGAUCAAGGUGGAGUUUGAGGAGCUGUUGCAGACCAAGACAGCGGGUCGGCUUCUGGAGGGACUCAGUCUCAGGGAUAUUUCUCUGGGGAAUUCUCUCCCGGUCUUUAAAACAGCGAAACUCAUCAAACCGGUGCAACUGGACGAGGACGGCAUGCCUGAGGAGCUCAACUUCGAGGUGGAUAUCGAGUACAAUGGCGGCUUCCACUUGGCCAUAGACGUGGACCUGGUGUUCGGCAAGUCUGCCUACCUGUUCGUCAAGAUGAGGCGCGUGGUGGGCAGGCUCAGACUGCAGUUCACGCGCAUGCCCUUUUCCCAUUGGUCGUUCUCGUUCCUCGAGGACCCGCUGAUAGAUUUUGAGGUGAAGUCGCAAUUUGAAGGGAGGCCGCUGCCUCAGCUGACCUCCUUCAUAGUCAACCAGCUGAAACGGGUCAUCAAGAAGAAGCACACCCUGCCCAACUACAAGAUCAGAUACAAGCCCUUCUUUCCAUUCCAAGUGCAGGCUCCAAUGGGUUCAGCUUGUGAUUUGGAUCUGUCAGUCCAGGACAGCAGGCUGGUGGAAGGCAAACUCAGAGUCACUCUUAUUGAAUGUAGCAGACUGUUCAUCCUGGGCUCGUACGACAGAGAAACCUAUGUUCACUGCACCCUGGAACUGAGCAGCCAGCAGUGGAAGGAGAAGACACGCAGCUCCCUCAAACGGACGGAGGUUAUCAAGGGACCAUGUGGCACUGUGGGGAUGACAUUCAGGCACAUUUCUGCCUGUGAAGGGGAUGCUAUACAUGUCAGCAUAGAAACAGUAAUACCCAACUCCCCUGCUGCCCUGGCUGACCUGCAGAGGGGGGAUCGCCUCAUUGCUAUCGGAGCCAUGAAAGUGACAUCUUCAGUUCAAGUGUCCAAACUGUUGAAACAAGCAGGAGACAGGGUUGUGGUAUUUUAUGAGAGACCAGUUCGUCAUCACACUCCUUCUUUAGGAAACCUUGGAACUCUACAAGAGGGACUUGGUCAUCUAGAGGAAACAGGUUUAAUUCCUCAGCCAGGAGGUUAUGAGGAAGACCCAGCUCCUAUAACCACACUUUCUGAUAUAUCUGAUAGCAAAGACAUGGACUCUGAGUUUGAAGAGUUGAUAUUGGAAAACAAAACCAGCCAGCCUAGUGGACCCAGCAUAAGUACCACAAAUAGCAGUGACACCAAGGAGGAUUUCUUACUUGCUGUUAACCAAAGUCCUAAAAAAACAGUGGCCAACUUGGCUUCCAAGCCCCUUGGUACUAUAUCACCCAUACUGAACCGAAAGUUAAACCUUGUUGGACUGCAGUCUCCACUAAAGCCCCAGCCCAAGGAAACGCCCAGACCUUCACCCCAUAAAACUAGUAAUGAACCAGGUGAGAGUUUGCACCGGCUCACUGUCGUUCCUCCACCCUCUCCCUUACGUCCCCCGGUGCCACCAAGACCACCAAUAAGGUUGACAUCUGCAUCCUCAGAAACCAGUCUUCUGGAUGGUAUUGAUUUAGUUACAAACACUGUUGUUACUGCUGCUCCUACUAUGGCUACGGCCACCAGUGCUUCUGAAAAAUCUUUAGAAAAGGUCUUGGUUUGUGGAGCCAGUGAGGAUAAGAGUGGCACCGAGAAGACCUGUAUCAAACAGUCUGAAGGAAAACAGUUUAUAAAGGCAGCAGAAUCCAGUGAUGAGAUGCUCAGUUCUUGCCCUGUUACCAGCAACAAGGCAGAUCAAGCAAAGGACAAAGUUUCAGAAAGUUCCUACAGCACCAGAGACAGUCAAGAUAAUCACUCACUCUGGGAAUCCCCUGAAACAAUGUUUAGUAAACAUACAGCACGCUGGUGCAAGGCGUCCAUGGUGUUUGAGGUGGAGACCAGCCAUAAGUAUCUCAAUGUGGCCCUGUGGUGCAAAGAUCCCUUUAAGUUAGGUAGUCUGUUGUGUCUGGGUCAUGUCAGCCUCCCGUUGGAGCAUAUAGCUCUGGAAUGUAUGGCCACAUCUUCUGCAGAGUACCAGAGCACCUUUAGGUUGGGGCCUCCAGAGCCAAAAGCAAAUGUCAGCCGCACAGCACUACGCAAUCUAAGCAUGCACAAGGGUUUCAAUGAGAAGCUAUGCUAUGGAGAUGUUACCUUAAACUUCUGUUACUUGGCUGAGGGGGAGUUGGAGUGUCCAUUGGGGUUGACUGAAAGGGAGCGAGAGGGAAGCCUUCAUGAUGAUGAUUUGAAGGAGAAAGAACCUACUCUCUCAUUACCACGUGAUGAUUUGGCUUACAGCACCUUGCAGUCACCAGAAGUCCGUCAUAACUUCCAGGACACCCAGUUCCAGAACCCUACCUGGUGUGAAUACUGCAAAAAGAAAGUUUGGACCAAGGCAGCCUCACAGUGUAUAAUUUGUUCCUAUGUUUGCCAUAAGAAGUGCCAGGAUAAGUGCCUUUCUGAAAGUCCCCUGUGUGUGGCAACGGCUGAACGUCGAGGCGCUGACCCAGAAGCCAAAUCCACCAUAAACCGGGCCACUGGGUUAACGCGUCACAUCAUCAACACCAGCUCACGUCUGCUUAAUCUUCGCCAGGUUCCCAAGACACGACUUGAGCAAGUAACUGACAUUUUGCCCGGAGCUGUGGAGCCUUCCCCUAAGCAAACACCAAAUACAUCUGACAACGAGAGUAGUGAUACUGAGACCUACACUUGUGGAGCAAGCCCAUCAAAGCAGCCAACUGGCAGCAGUGGCACCAGUAAACUUGUACGGAAGGAAGGUGGCUUGGAUGACAGCGUUUUCAUUGCUGUAAAGGAGAUAGGCCGUGACCUGUACCGAGGGCUGCCCACAGAUGAGCGCUCACAGAAGUUGGAACUUAUGCUUGACAAACUCCAGCAGGAAAUUGACCAGGAGCUGGAGCACAAUAACGCCCUGAUGAUGGAGGAGAAGGAGGCCACAGAUACACGGCGAAAGGCCCUAAUCAGUACUGCUCUGGCCAAGUCAGGAGAGAGACUUCAGGCACUCACUCUGUUAAUGAUUCACUACCGAGCAGGAAUAGAGGACUUGGAGUCGGUGGAGAGCAUGUCUCCUUCAGAGCAGCAAGGCUUUAAAAGCAAAGCUGAGAGUCUGGAGGAAGAAGUCCUGAUGGAACCAGAGGUGUAUGACAGUGACAUAUGCAGCCCUGUGGAGGUGCAGUUGCUUGAUGACAUUAGUGAGGAGCAGAUCUGUGUGGAGGCACUCCAUUAGAACAACUUUGGAAAAGUAACAUGGAUUCCCCUGUUGGAAUGGGUUUUGGCUUUACAGCAAAAAUUAUGUCCCAGUUAUAAUUUUAAUACUGGGGAAUUUACCAAGUCCAUCUUACAUAGGUGGACAGUGAGAUUGUUUUAUUCACACUUCUUUUCUUUCCUUUUUUUUUUUUUUUUUUUUUUUUUUUUUUUUUUUUUUUUUUUUUUUUUUACAUGUCAAGGAAAUUAUGGUUGUUUUGCACAGUAUGAUUCCAUUGCAAGACUUAGAUAUCUAAAUCUUUAGGAGCUGUAGUGUCUUUUAUGUUCAUUAUCUCCUCUUAGAUGUGUUGUGUUUGUCCUUCUGUUUUUGUUUCAGAUUUUCACUGGAAUGCUUUUUAUCUUGCUUUGGUUGAAGGUCUGUGCAAAAAUUUGCACAUUUCCUAAUUUCUGAGGAUGGAUAACAAUAACUGGCAAAUAUUUGUUUGCUGUGAUAAACUCACCUUGGCAAACAGGCUGAUCUGAAGUAGAAAACAGCAGAUAUAGACAUCCCCAGCAAGCCAUCCUGCGUUUGUCCAAUAACCUAUGGUUGCAUUCAUCCUUGAUUCUUAUUUUGAAAAGAUUCUUGCAGAUAAAUGUUGACAAUUUUGGCUGCAGCUCAGCCUGCUCCAAAAAUGCAUAUUCAUUUUUGUUGUGACAUGCAUAAGUAGUCUUUUUUUCUUUAAGUGCUUGAGUGUGUCUAGUUUAUUUUAUACAUCUAAUGAUGCAAAUUGGAAUUACCCCAUUCUUCAUUUUAAAAUCUGUUAAUAUGUACAUUGUUAUAAAUUCUCACUGUUUAUUAAUUUCUCGUGUUUAAAACACUUCUUCACCUAAGCUCCUCCAUUGUUUAUUUGCUUCAUUAUAAAAACUGCAGUGGAUGCAACAGUAAUUCUUUUUGAUGGUUCGUCGUAUUUCUUUGAAUGCCACAUGAGCACAUGUAAAUGGUUUUUGAAGCUUAUUUAAAAAGUUUACUUUAAUAAAUGUAGGUGGAAUUAACUUCAUGUGCAUCACACACUUUUUGCUUUAGAAUUACUGCCCGGAUGCAUGUAUAUUUGUUUAGUGUGUUAUGUGUGCUUACAGUUUUGUUGCCCAGCCUUUAGACAUCCUUUUUAAUGAAAAACAUCUGGUAAUGAAGAUCAUUACAGCCAGAACAUAUUGUUUCUAAAACAUGUUUGGCACUCAACAAAUUUUUUUAUUUCACAUUACACUGUCACUCUGUGCUGCACAAAGGGAUGACCAGCAGUAGCUGCAGCUUCCAUGCACGUAUUAAGAUGCAUUUACCUCUUGGAAAAGACAAAAAGUCUUGCGACGUUGAGCAAGAGAAAUAAUGGACAAAAAGAUCUGAAAGAGAUUUUUGAAACGUCCUUUGGCAGUUAUUUGCCCAAGGAUAAUGAUUUUUGCAGAAUGAUACUUUGCCCAACUUAAGCACACAUACACAUUCACACACUGCUUAACUGUGUGUGGCAGAUAUUAUUGGAAGUAUUUCUGUUGCAAAUAAAGUAGAUGAUCAGGAAUAACUCCUAUUGUCUCUGAUCCUGUCAUUAAAACUCCCAAAGGAGUAGCUGGCUUCAUAACCAACAUCCUACUGCUGUUACAAUAUUCUUUUACAAAGAUCACCUCUGCCCCUACUCUCAUCCUCCCCACUGCCCCUGGUCUUAUCAGGAGCUGUAUGACCACCACAGCUUUCAGCAGGUUAAUAUGUUUAUUAUUUUUAGUGUGUAUUUUGGGGGUGUUGUAUAAAGAUUUGGAGAAAGACUUGUAACAGAGCUUUAUUGUACAUAAGUUCAAUAAACAGGAAUGUGUGAAUUCCA